CUAGUCGCUCCUCGCUGCGCGCUGGAUAUGGAUCAGGACGCAGCGCGCCUCCCUGCUGUCUCCCGCGGACAGGCUGCACUCUGCGGCGCAUAAAAGGUGCCCAAAUGAACCGCCGCCCUCCCGGUUCCUCCGGCGUGCAAUGGCUUAACAGGAGAGACAUGAGUGUCCGGACGGAGGACAGCAUCACCUUGUGCCAAAGGGCUCUCCAAAUCGUUACGGAACUUUGUCUCACGGGACACGUAGACCGGGAGAAAUGUUCGGAUAUAUUUCCCCUGGAGAGCAACAUACCAGACAUCUCUAUUAGUCUCCUUGCUGUGGUCGUGGGUUUCUGUGGCCUCGCCCUGUUGGUAGUCUCUCUCUUUGUCUUUUGGAAGCUGUGCUGGCCCAUCUGGAGGAGCAAGGCUUUGUCAGCCCAUGCUGAAAAUGGUCUACAUGUGGGUUUCCCCGAGGCUCCUCCACCCAAUUCCCCGCCGAUCACCGAGUGUAAAGCGGCGGAGGUGGAGAAGAAGUACCCGCCAGAAGUGACGGUGAAUGGACGGAGCUCUAUCAAGCUCCUGGAGGCGGCCAUGAAGAUCAGCCAAACGUCUCCGGACAUCCCUGCCGAGGUGCAAACAGCCCUGAGGGAGAAGCUCAGCCAGCAAGCUAAAAUCCAUAGGCAGACCACAGAACCAACCUCCUCCUCCAGGCACAAUUCAUUCCGGCGCCAUUUGCCUCGUCAGAUGAAUGUUACCAGUGUUGAUUUCAGCAUGGAUACAGUGCCUCUCCGCCAGUCUUCUACAGUGAGCAUUGGAAGAAUAAAACCCGAACUCUACAAGCAGAAGUCUGUGGACUCAGAGGGCGAGGCCAAAGAGCCUGUGGAGACUUGUGGAAAGCUCAGCUUCUCGCUGCGUUACGACUACGAAGAGCAGGCUUUGGUGGUGAGAAUCCUCAAGGCCUUAGACCUGCCCGCCAAGGACUUCACGGGCACCUCUGACCCAUACGUGAAGAUCUACUUGCUGCCAGAGAGGAAGAAGAAGUUCCAGACACGUGUCCACCGCAAGAAUCUGAACCCCAUGUUUGAUGAGACCUUCUGUUUCCCUGUGGUGUACGAUGAGCUUUGCAACCGCAAGCUACACUUCAGCGUCUACGACUUUGAUCGCUUCACCAGCCAUGAUAUGAUUGGCGAGGUGGUGGUGGACAACCUCUUUGAGCUCUCUGAUCUUUCCAGGGAGGCAGUCGUGUGGAAGGAUAUUCAUGCAGCAACUACAGAGAGUGUCGACCUGGGAGAGAUCAUGUACUCGUUGUGCUACCUCCCCACAGCAGGGAGAAUGACCCUAACAGUCAUCAAAUGCAGAAACCUCAAAGCCAUGGACAUCACAGGCUCCUCAGAUCCAUAUGUGAAGGUUUACCUGAUAUGUGACGGACGGAGGUUAAAGAAGCGAAAAACAACAACCAAGAAAAGCACACUAAAUCCAGUGUACAACGAGGCCAUAAUCUUCGACAUUCCCCCAGAGAACGUCGAGCAAGUCAGUUUGUCCAUCAUGGUGAUGGAUUAUGAUCGGGUUGGACACAAUGAGGUGAUUGGUGUGUGUCGUGCUGGGCCAGAUGCUGAGGGCCUUGGACGAGAUCACUGGAACGAAAUGUUGGCUUAUCCACGGAAGCCCAUCACACACUGGCAUGCUCUGGGAGAGUGGCCUGGAAGAGCAGCAAGCUUUGAGAGUCAAGGUUCGUGUCCUUCACCCAAACCUCCGCAGACUCCCUGAUGAUCACAGGUAGAGUGAUAACGUCACCUCUGUAAGAAAACAGACGUUCGUUUAGAGUUGCUGAAAAGCUGUGUUGCCUAUGAGUCUCUUGUGAGCAUGUUGUAUGAAAACUGAAUUCAUUUCAACACGUUUCAUGUAUGUUUAUAAGAACAAAGUUGUAUUGAAAUUGUUUUUAUUCAUUAAUUCAAACUACAGUUCUUCAAGUGCUCUACAGAGCUGGCUAUGCACAGCACUAACUGUCAUUCAAGUCAAGAGAUUGUUUUUCAUACAUCUGCUUUGAAAUUCUCAGAAGGGCAUUACUUGCCAAACAUUUACACAGACCACAUGAAUGGUAGGCCUCACUGCAAGAAGUGCUCAGUGAUUCACUUGCAGCUGUAUCAACCUUUUCAAUAUUUUGAGCAACAUUUUCCUGGCCCUAGAGCUCCUUAGUGGGUUAGCACAAAGUUGGCACAAUGUUGAAGGGCUAUGCUGCUCAGUGCCAUGAAAACAUUUACUUGAUAGAAGAACAGUCAAUAGAUCCAGUGAGUCGUGAUCCAGAUUUUGGCUGCAGAAUGCAGGUAAUUGAGCGUCUAAAAGGGCUGAGUAAAUUUCUCAGAAAAUUCAUCAGUCACAACUGUCACGGAUGUGUGAAACCGGCCAUUAAACUGCCAUUGUUACCUGCAGAUAGUAGAAUAGUCAACAGGACUCUCAGAUUUAGAGAAAGUGCAGCAGACACAUGUAGCAAACAUAUGAGAGAUAAACAAAACUAACAUCAGAUUGUGUUUGAAAUAACUAUACAGUGAAGUUGUUCCAAAAACCUGGAUAGAAUUAAAAAAUAACAAUUUCAUAUUUAUUUUUGUACACACAAGAUCGAUUUCUGCACAUAAUCGCAAAUUGAUCUAGCAGCAUGUAGAAAUUUGUUACUCAUCCUCUUAUUACUCCUGCUAAAUAUAAUGAAGCUGUCAUUUA
Molecule: messenger RNA, 2690 nt
Organism: Xiphias gladius (swordfish)
Lineage: Eukaryota; Metazoa; Chordata; Actinopteri; Istiophoriformes; Xiphiidae
Gene: syt10
Product: synaptotagmin X
Exons: 7
Coding region: 105-1742 (545 amino acids)
Biological process (GO): cellular response to calcium ion; regulation of dopamine secretion; regulation of calcium ion-dependent exocytosis
Cellular component (GO): membrane
Molecular function (GO): phosphatidylserine binding; clathrin binding; syntaxin binding
Source: RefSeq, a predicted model, not a curated record